AUGAGCGCCGGGCAGGCCGCGGGGGAGGCGGCGGCGGCCCCGGCGCUGCCCAGGGUGCUCUCGGCGCUGUUCUACGGGAGCUGCUCCUUCCUCAUCGUGCUGGUCAACAAGGCGCGUGCUGCAGCUUUCAGCUUCCCAUCUCCAGUGUUCCUUGGAAUCGGACAGAUGGCAGCCACUAUACUUAUCUUGUAUGUGUCAAAAUUAAAUAAUAUCGUUCACUUCCCUGAUUUUGACAAAAGUAUACCUGUGAAGUUGUUUCCUCUGCCUCUGAUUUAUGUUGGAAACCACAUAAGUGGAUUAUCAAGUACCAGCAAACUCAGUUUGCCGAUGUUUGCAGUGCUCAGGAAGUUUACCAUUCCACUUACUUUACUGCUGGAAAUCAUCAUACUUGGGAAGUGGUACCCACUGAGUAUUAUAGUCAGCGUGUUUGCCAUCAUUCUUGGGGCCUUCAUAGCAGCUGGGUCUGAUCUGUCUUUCAAUCUGGAAGGCUACAUCUUUGUGUUGCUGAAUGAUAUCUUCACAGCAGCAAAUGGAGUUUACACAAAGCAGAAAAUCGAUCCAAAGGAGCUGGGAAAAUACGGUGUCCUGUUCUAUAAUGCUUGUUUCAUGGUGGUUCCAACAGUUAUUAUUAGCUUUUCUACUGGAGACUUUCAGCAGGCAAUACAUUUCCAGCACUGGACAAAUUUUUUAUUUCUCUUUCAAUUUGCUCUUUCCUGCUUGUUGGGGUUUCUCUUGAUGUAUUCUACUGUCCUAUGCAGUCAUUACAAUUCUGCACUCACAACGACAGUAGUUGGUGCCAUCAAGAAUAUAUCCAUCGCUUACAUCGGAAUGUUGAUUGGUGGAGAUUACAUAUUCUCUGUGUUAAACUUCAUAGGCCUAAAUAUUUGCAUGGCAGGAGGACUGAGGUACUCAUUUUUAACAUUGAGAGGAAGCAGCCAGCCUGCACGACCUGGGGAUGAAGAGAAUGCACUUCCUGCCUCAAAGAGUUAGCCAAAGUGCCUGCCUUGAAAGGGACUGAAGAUACAAGCAUUGCUGAGAACUUAAAUAUGUGAUGGGACACAUUUGGAACUAGAAAAUCUACCUCGAUUGUCAGAGAUGUGAUUCAUUGGCUCAGAAAUGUUCUUGCACACCAUGUUUUUUACAUAUAGACUAGUUUAAUUUCAGGGUUUUUUUUUUACACCACAAGCCAAUUUAUAGGAAGGAAUGCUAUGAGCAAAUCUCAAGCUGUAAAUUUCUGUGUUUACCUGUGUUUGGGUGCUGUUUGUACUCACCAAGAUCAGUGUCUGCCGAUAGUCUCUUGAGGCAAAACUCCCUUUAAAGACCAUGAAGCCUGAUUCACCAUUGCCUUAUGCCAUGUGCAAUCCUUACUGUCAGUGAAGAGAUCAAAAAUCCUGGUGGUGCAGACUGUUUUCACAUUUACCUGUGUGUGGGUGAUACAGAACAUAUGGGGCAAAGAGGAUAUGUUCCCCCAGAUUGUUUCCUGUGUUAGUGUUGACUAAAAAAUUGGGGAUAUGUCCAAGUGUGUUCAGUAUACAUUGUGUAGGCAUUCCCUUUCAGUCUUUUCUUCAUGCUCAAUAACACCCUGGUGCUCUGCUGCAAUUGGCACUGUUAGAAGUGAAUCCUCAUAACUUUGCAGCAGGAUCAGGGAGAGCAGGAAAAUGACAGAGGAUUUUUUAGUAUUUAAAGGUGUUUGUGUGUGUGUGUGUGUGUGAGAGAGAGAGAGCAAGUACCAAAAAAAAGUAAAUCUGUUUUUGUUUACGUGAUUUUUUCUUUUAAAAUCACCAUCACCUCCUCUGAUAUUUUGUCUCUAUCUUGCUGCAGAGAAGUGAUGCUGAUAUGUACAAACAUAGUAGGGAGGGGAGACUGAUUGGUAUAUGGGAGACUAACUCGUGUUUAAAAUGAGAAGAAAGGCUCAGUGUCUUGUUGUGUCUUUAUAUAUAUACAGUGAAAGCUUGUCUGGUACUAGUUUAUGCUUUGAAUUCUGAGCAAGAAAUCAUUAUAAGCCUGGGGAUUGCUGGAGUAGGCACAGUCCACACUUGUGAUGGUCUGAGUUAUCAUCUGGGACAACAGUGACACUGCUCUGUAUCUGUGUUUCCUUCUUUGAAAAUAUGGUUGACAAUGCUUACCUGUGCCUCUGAGGAUAAAGUGUUAACCUCUGAAAACAUGAUAGAAGCACUGCAGCACUGGAGGACAGCAGAGUAAUUAAUCUUGUUGAAAGUCUCAAUUCCCUGCAAGCACGAGCCAAGAUUUUUGAAAAUAAUCAAAUCAAAAGAAGAUUUUGGAAGACUUUGAUGUGGAACCAGUGUAGUCUAAUGACUUGUUUGAUCCCCCUCUGAAUUAAAGCAGAGCUAAAUCUGAAAAGCAUUGCUCUGUGUGUAGCACAUGGAUGACCAGCCUGGAUUAGGUUGAAGAGAUGUGGGUGGAUCACACCAGAAGCUUCAGGCAAUGAAUGGGCUUCCCACUGCCUGCAUGGAUGCGAAUGGCAAGUGAAGCAGUGACUGAAGAUAUUGCAAGUGGAAUUUAAGGGCACAGUUGAAGUGAAAAGAGAAAUCUGAGCUCUUCCAGCUGGCUAAGAGAUGUGACUUGCAUUUUCUGUCUGUUGAAGGUCUGGGGAGGGAAGGAUUUGCUGCAAAUAUUUUAAGAGUUUUUAAAGAUUUCCUUUAUACUUAAAAAGCCUUCAAUAUUUUUGAGUGCAUUCUUUUGUAGGACUGCUCUUUUUCCAGAUCAUCUCUACCUCCACAAUCCAAAUUAUUGAACCUCAACCCUCUGCAGUGAGACAAGGCAUUGGAAGGUUUUCAUUGAUUAUGAAAUGAUUAUGAGUGCCAUUUGAUUGCAAUACCAAUGAACAAACAAUGGCACCUGCUAAAUAAGAUGUAGUUCCCACCAAGGAACCCCUACUGUGUGCAUUGAAUUAAUUAAUAUUUUGCUGUACCUUUUAUAAAUAAAAAUAUAUGAAUUAUGGUUUUAA
Molecule: messenger RNA, 2968 nt
Organism: Manacus vitellinus (golden-collared manakin)
Lineage: Eukaryota; Metazoa; Chordata; Aves; Passeriformes; Pipridae
Gene: SLC35D2
Product: solute carrier family 35 member D2
Cellular component (GO): Golgi apparatus
Molecular function (GO): GDP-fucose transmembrane transporter activity; antiporter activity
Source: RefSeq, a predicted model, not a curated record